CGAAUUGGGUUCGAAAGACGUCUAAUUAAAUUUGUAGUAUUUUUAUAUUUGUCCCCGCUUUCGCGAAAGUGCUCUAUCACCUAUUCCUAUGUCUGCGACUCAGAUGCGUUGCAUUGAAAUUUAAUUUAAUAAUUCAGAGAAACGCUUAAUAACAACAUUGACUUCUAUUCGCAUCCAGUAUGUGGAGCAGCGUUUAGCAAGUGGCAUUUAGGUGGGAAAUGUGACUUGGAUCGUGAGAUACAAACGGAAUAUGAAUCAAUGCCAAAACUGUCGCAUAAAUUUUCUACAUUCGCAGAGACAAAGUUCAAGUUAAAUUUUAUCUUUUUUUCCCACAUCCUCGGGUAUCGAUAUCUCUUCUGCCUAUUCAAAACACUCCCGGGAUGCACCUGCACCCACGAGUCUCGUAUGCGGUGGCGCCGUUGGAGCGACGUAGCGGCAAAUAUGCGAGGCCGUCGAAAGGGCAAUACGUUCGUCUGUUCCCGCUGCCGUUCGUGUGCGGCGGUCAGAGACACACGAGCUUACUGACUGCGAUGGAAGGGGGAGUGCGCGAUAAGCGCCGGCGUGGGUGCGACGAGGAGCGAGAAUGGCCGAAUGCACUCGGCGACGAGUGAGACAAGGAGGAGACGACGAUCGAGCAGCGACGCGCGACGAAGAUGGACGUCGCGAGUGGAAUAAAGAUGGCGCAUCACGUUCGCGGUGGAGGGAGGCAGCGACGUUCUUGCGGUGUGUGCGACGAGGAGGGAAGGGAGAGGAGGAUGAGAAGAGAUAGAGCGAGCGAGCGAGUGAGCGGGAGAGAAAGAGAGAGAGAGGAUUGCCAGGCGCGCACACGGCAAUCCACGUUCGGUGGCAUGUCUCAAACACUCGGCAUGUUCGUAGCUGACGCGAGGUGGUGGUAUCGUUGGAAAGAAGAAAAUCGUCCGCCGCGCGUAUUACCGUGAAACCUGGUGUACGUUAUAACCCCGUGAAACUGUGCGCGAGGACAGGAAUAAUCUGUAAACAGAACGGUGAGUGAUCGUUGGUGCUAUUUUCUCUCACUUCCGAUCGUCUUUCUCGACGAGGUUUCGUGGGACCGUUCGGCGGUGUCAUCUUCGCGAUGCAUGAAGAGUGGUCGUACUCUCAUCGUCGUGGCCGUGGUCGUGGUGGUGGUGGUCGUCGUUGACUCGUCCAGUCGAGAUUUAACGUGGAGGAAGCAGGAAGACGUAGGAAAAAGAGCAAACGGCGGGUCAUCGUUUCACGGUGCCGUUCGUUUGUGCGCGGGGAAAAGCCGCCGAGCGUCGAGAGGGAGGGCGUCGGGUUCCCACAUUCCUGCGUGCGAAAAACGUCAAGAUCCGCUGCUCGGCAUUAGCAUUACAGCCGCGGCUAAUGCAACGGGGAAAAGAGAACACGGUGAAACGUGCUCCGCCGCCGUACGAAGUCGGCGAUAGCGCGCGUCGCUCGAAACAGGUCGCGGGCUGUCGCUGCCGUUCCGCCUCCGCUACCGUCGCUGCCGUCGUCGCUGCCACGGGAGACACGACGUUGUUGUAACGUGCGACAGCAAUAUCACAAAGUGACGUUCACGCAGGCAGCAUUCUUCACGACGAGUGCUCGCGAGAUCUGUGAAGUUUGCCGAGGAAGAUCUGCCCGUGCGGUUAUCGAGCGCGAUACGCGACGGUGCGAGAACCAGUUUAAAGUUGGAGCGCGCGCAGUGUGAACGCAGGAGGAGAGCUUCGACGCGAUAUAACCCCAAGGAGGGCGAAUAUACCGAGGGUGGGGGAGGGGGGAGUGAAGCGAGUUGUGCGAACGAUUAAUCGUCGUCCUCGCGAGGACGAGGACGAGGGGGAAAAAAAAAUCCAAGUGUGAAGGAAGUGGGGGAAGUGUUUUGUGAGCGCGAAAUCGUGUCAAACGUCGUCGUCGCGAAGAUUCCCGGAGAUUCGGCCGGCGAGAGAGAUCCGCGAGUGUGCGCGCGAGUGUGUCGAAACGAAACCGAGGGAAACAAGAGGGAAAUAAGGAAAUGCCGAGGUGAGGAAGGCACGGGAAAGGUGGUGGUGAUGAUACGUGAAGUGUGCGCGAUCGAUGCACCCGUGCGAGCGCAACAUAACGACACUGUCCGCCGUUGCCGCUGCUGUUGCCGUCGCCGCCGCCGCGCCGCUCGCCGCCUCGGGCUGCUCCUCGACAGCCGGCUAUGUUAACGGUGGAAUUCCGCUUGAGAGGAAUCUGAAGGCGGGGACUCUGACGUCACUACGCUCAUGAUAAUGAGGUAUUCAUGAUGGCGGAGUAGUGCGCGCGAGCCAGAGACAGCGAGAGAGAGAGAAAGAAAAGCGAGAAAGAGAGAGAGAGCGAAGAAGAACGCGCACGACAUACGCGCGCGUAUGCCUCUGCUCGCCGCGCCUGGUAUGUGUAUGGCUGUGUACAUGUGUGCAAUACGUUUUUCCGCUGUCUCGGUUGCUCCACCGGAAUCAUUGCCGCACGCCGUCUCGCUCGCUCUUCGUUCCCCUUCCACCUGCCCUCCUCAGAUCGAGUGCCUGUUCCUCUGUCCGCCGUCGUACCUUCUUUCCAUUCCACUCUAUUUAUCCGUCUGUCUCAGUCUCGCCUGUUCCUCGCAUCGGUCGAGAGACGGUGUUGUAUAUGCGGCCCAAGGAGCAGCGUGCGUCCACGCGCACGAAUAUGCGCCCGUCGACCGCACGGCGAUAGAGAAAGAGGUUUUGGAUGGAUUUAGAGCGCAGUAAAAUAUGCCAAGGAGACGGAAUGGGGAGAUACCGCUUCCGGAAGGGUGGGACGUCGCCCAGGACUUCGACGGGAAGGUGUAUUUCAUCGAUCACAACACGCGGAAAACUACGUGGAUCGAUCCCCGAGAUAGGUUUACUAAACCCCAGACGUUCGCGGAUUGUAUCGGAAACGAGCUCCCUCUCGGCUGGGAGGAGGCCUACGAUAAACACGUGGGCGCCUACUACAUCAAUCAUGUCAAUCAGACAACGCAACUGGAAGAUCCAAGGCAAGAAUGGCGAGCUAUUCAAGAGGCCAUGCUUCGCGAAUAUCUGCAGACCGCACAGGACGUACUCGAGGCGAAGAAGGAGAUCUAUGACGUGAAACAACAGAGGCUCUGUCUGGCGCAAGAUGAAUACAAUCAUCUCAAUAACGCCUUGACGACUCUUGGCGCAUCGCGUACAAGUUUAUGCUCCAGCUCGAGUUCCUUGAGUACCAAAUACGACCCUGACCUUCUUAAAUCCGACGUGGCACUCGCCAGAAGCCGAGUAUCUCGAUUAAAACGAGAACUCGAGCAGAUACGUGCAGAGAUGAAUUGCACACAACGUGGAGUGGAUACUCUCGCCAGUGUGGAGCAAAAGUUGAAUGGCCAUCAUGGUGGUUGCUACAACAUUACGGAGGCACAGGCAAUCAUGGCGGAACUCCGUAACAUUCAAAAAUCUUUAAGCUCCGGUGAGAGAGAGAAGGCUGAGCUGAUGCAGUCAUUGGCGCAGCUCAAGGAUGAACUAACAAGGUUGCAGCUGUGCGAGGGCAGUCCUGAAGCCAGCACGCUCAGUUUGCCGCAGGAGAAGCUCAGCACGGCCUCCCAGACCGAUCUCUCGGGUGAGCUCGUGCCAAUCGGGACUCGAUUGGCCGAGAUGGCGCGUAUGAGGUUGCAGUACGAUGAAGCAAGGAAACGUAUCCAGCACAUUCAGCAACAGCUAGCAGAUCUCGAGGAAAAAGUAAUGCCGGGUCAGACCGAGAGUGAUAAGGACAAGCUGUUGCUGUUUCAAGAAAAAGAGCAGUUACUGAGAGAACUGCGAAGCAUCACGCGGACAAGACCGCAGCAGGACAUGAAGAAGAUCCAGUGUGAGAUUCGCAGGCUAGAACAAGACCUCCAUAACGCGCUGGAGAUGUCGAACAAGACAAUUACCGAUCGUGUGCGAUUACACGAGGAAAAACAGUUGUUACUGCAACAGCUCAGAGAUGCUUUACGCUCAAUGGCGAUGCUUGAAGGUCAGCUGAAGACGUUGAGUGCCAGUACGUUAUCAGUGAGCAGCAGCUCAAGUCUCGGCAGUCUCAGCACUACCAGCAGCAAGGGUUCCCUCAGCUCCGGCCUGAGCUUCACGGACAUAUACGGCGGUCCGCAAUGUCUAGGCUCGGCUAGUUCCCAGCAAGAACGACCGGUCGAUAUGGUGGAUCUACAUAGACGUGUCGAGAGAUUGCUACGCGGUUCGGAACAGAGUAAUCUCGUCGGCACACCUUCGCCUGGCAGAUCGCAGCCCAGUCUCUCACCACGGUCCAGUCUGUCCAGCGUGAGCCCGCCGGUGUCACCGUUGUACGAAAAUGCGCCGAUGGGCCCGCCGCCAGCCUACGAACAAGUAGAGCUGCAAAGGAGACAGCAGCACCAGAGAGCGGCACCCGCGGUCACGACGACGUGCAACAGCAGUGGUAGCAAUAGCGGCACCGCGCUGCAUCUGGAUGAAAAUCAGCUGGAGGAUCGUUUGACGGAACUCAGACUCAGCCAGCAACAAGGAGCGCCGCUGCAACAGGAACAGUCAUGUUCCAAUUCGCAAGAUCGGUUGAAGCUCGUAGUCGGUCCUCAUCCACCCGUGGAACUGCAAUCGAGCAACAUGUCGCAGGGUAGUGGCCUGGGCAGGCCUGGCGUGCAACUGCCGCCCCUGCCACAGGAGCCACCCCCGUUGUCCCCGAUUAGCGAGACGCCCCCACCAACGGGAAUUAGAUCGAGAGCCAGCAGUUCUGGAACUAACACGAGGUCCGUUUCCGCUGCGGUCUCCGACGAGAGCGUUGCCGGCGACUCUGGCGUCUUCGAAGCGUCUAAUCGGAAAAGACUGUCCGGUUUCAUCCCCGACGUUGAUCCACUAACUUCUGGCGAGAUAAAUCUGGAAACGGCGCAGGUGCAGAUCAAACUAAGGUAUUCAGUGAGCGAUGGAUUGCUUCACGUUGGUAUCGAACGCGCGAGGAACCUGGCUGCGCUUUUCAUACCGAAUAACGCGCAAGUAUACAUCAAAGCCGCCCUGCUGCCGAUGCAACCACCCGUAAAUUACAUGUGCUGUACGAAACCCGUGGUGGAUUUGCGAAAACCAACCUUUGGUGAAACCUUCCCAAUCGCUGUCCCGCUCAACAAGUUGUACACAAAGACGCUGCAAGUAAACGUUUGGUGCAUGGGCAAUGAGUCCGAAGAGUGCUUAGGUUCUGCGCAAGUCUCGCUCGCAGACUUCAGUCCAGAAUCUCCUAGCGUGAAAUGGUACAAUAUACUAUCCUUCCGCUUCAUGCAACCGUCCGACAGUCCUAGCACCAGUACCAGCAACAGCGCUUGCACGAGCAUCGUCAAGCAGACUAAACACGAUAAGCAAGAGUCAGACAUCUCGGUGUACAGGAAUGUGCAGAACACAAAGGAAGAGAGCAGCGACGAGAGUACGAUAAUCAGUUCUCAAACAUCUACCUUGACGAGGAAUCAGGGCUGCGAUGAGCUGCAGACAGCUGUAUCGCUGCGACUGGAGGAACUGGCUAAUUGUCUCGGAAGUCCGGAAGAGGAAGACGAGGAUGGAGGUAGCGAAAGCGGGACCGAGGAUAGUGACGAAGAGGGUAUCAUCGUCGAAUUUAUGAUGGAGGAUAACGUUCUCGAAGAUGUUAUAGAGCACGAGGAGGACGAAGAACUAAACGAGGAAACGAGGCAAACGCAAGACAAAGAAACGAAUACCGAGUGCGUGUUCAUACCGGAGCAGGGAAAGCAGAGAAAACUUUCCGCGGCUGGCAUCGCGCCCGGUGCUGUUCACGAUGACAAGAAUUCUAUCGUGAUCAAGAGAAGUCAAACGUUCUCACCAAGUGCCGCUGUCAGCAAAAAUCAUUACAUCUGUCGGCUUAAUCGCAGUGAUAGCGACAGCAGUAUGCCACUCUAUCGCAGAGGUGGACCUUUUCAACGGAACUCAGUGGAGAGACGUUCCCUUCGAUGGCGUCGACCGUCCUCCGCCCUCAGUUGCAAAACCACUUCGAAAAAAUCGUCCCAUUUGCCACCCACAGCGAGGACAUCGUUGGAUCUCGAAUUAGAUCUCCAAGCGCAACACGCCAGACUAAAUAAUCUUCAAGAUGAACUUAGCAGAUUACGAGAGCUGAAACAGCGAUUGGAACAAGCUCGUGAGAAAGGUGACACUGAUUUAGCGACUUGGGUGUUGGAAGAUCAGAGGUUCCAGAACCUCAUGGCGCAGGCCGAAAGUGGCAGGAACGGCAAAAGCGCCGAAGAUAAAAAAGUGGAAAAAAUGCUGAAGAAAACUUCGAAAGAAAUUUACAAGUUGAGGAAAACGAAGGCUGGAAAGGGAAAACCCGAUAUAAUCUCCUUCAAAGAAAAAAUGGCUUUCUUCACACGCGUGAAUCUGAACGUUCCUGUUUUGCCACCCGAGGACCCCGGGACCGAUGUUUCAUGUUCCGCACCGUCGCAUACGCACAAGAGGUACUUGUCGGAGCCUGUUACCAGCGUUCAUGGCGUUGCGGGUUCGACGACACGGCCGAACAGCGUUCCCGGAGGAAGUACAACAUUCGUGAAGAAUACCGGUGCGACUACAGAACGGAGUACCAUCGCUAGAAGCGCGGAAGACGAAACGACGACAGCGACCAAUGCCAAUGACAAGCUCACGAACGCGAAGAAUUGGCCGGUGGCAGAGUCAAGCGAGCAGAACGCGGAGAACGACACGAGCGAGGCAUCGAACAAGUCUGCCGAGAAAACCGGUGAGAAGAACGGCAACGAGGAGCCAAAGAGAUACGAGUACGUCGUCGACAGAGUCCUCGGUGUGGAGAGCGAACCGCCAUGUGGAAUGCAAGACGAUAGUAGGCUGGGUGUCACCGUUGCACUCGGUAGUCCUGGUUGCUCUGGAGCAUCAGGAACUGGUGCUCCUUCAAGGGGGUCGCCGUUCUUUGAGUAUAAGUUUUCCAAAUAUCUGCAGUCCGACAAGUCCUCCACGGGGAAGAUGGAGGAAGCGAAAUUGGACGAGAAGAAAAAGGAGGCUCAAGAAAAGCAGAAGAAGAUACUCGAGUUAGAGGACAAACUCAGGAAGUUCUCUCAGAUGGAGUCCCAUGUGGAGGAGAAAACGAGAAAAUUGGAAGCCUCCAAUAAGGAGAGGGACAUACUCGAGAAAGAACUGAAAUCCACACGGUCAGAAUUGUCAGGCGUCAAAAGGACGUUAGAAUUAGAAUGGCAGGAGAGAAGAGACUUGGAAACUAAAGCGCUUGGAUUGAUGAGGGACGCUAAACGUAAAUGGGAGAAUGCUGAGAAAGAAAAAGUUGCACAAUUAAAUAAGCACAUCGAGGCACAAACCACGAAAAUUACAGAGCUGUGCGCUAGUAACAACGAGAUGAGCUCACGUCUGCAGAGAACAGAAUGCGAAUUGCAAACUGCAAAUGCAGAAUUGGAGAAAUUACGUGUGUUUCAAGCACAGUACAAGGAGUCCUUGGCAAAAACGCGCGAAUUAAAUAGACAAAGUGUUCAAGGUGUCGAAAUAAAAUUAGAGGAGAUAGCUGCGCGUGCUCAUAAUCAGUUGACUGAUUUACGGGCGAAAUUGGACUUUGAAACGGCAAAGAACGCAGAUCUCGAAAUGAGGCUACGAAAUGAGCAGGACUCGAACCACUGUCGCGAGUCGAGGUUAAAUGUCGCUCUCGAGCUCGCUCAGAAUGAAUUGAAGGACUGUCAGGAACAGUUGCGUACUAUACAGGCUACGUUACCAGCAAGAGACGCUGAGAUUGAAGCUUUGCGUAAACAACUGCAAGAGAAAGCAAGACACAUAGAUGAUCUGAAAACUUCUGAACAGAUACUCACAACGCAGCAAGAGCAGUUGGAAAGGAUGAAUCUGGAAAACGAGCAAUUGAAGCAGCAAUUGCAAGCCACCAAGUCCGAUCUGAAUGAAACCAUAAUCAAUUUGGAGCAAAGCGAAGCGCUCGCUUUGAACUUAGAGCAAGCGGCGCAAGACAAGGCUGCACUGCAAAAGAGAUUGCAGGACUCUUUGCAGAAGGAAGAGGAACAGUUGCGCAAGGUUUGCAAUUUGGAAGAGUUAUUGAGACGUUUAGAGCGGAGCGUUACGAAACUGGAAGCGGAAAACGCCAGCCUUAAGCAAUCGGAUGAUGUAAAACCCGCAAUACGCAGGAGCAAGGAUGCAAGGAUCAGCGAAAGCAAAAGCGUGAAAAUUGUUCAUCGGCAAGAGGAAGUGGAAAAGCUGGAGCAGCAACUGCAAACGUUGAAGGAAGAAGUAACAGAAGCGAAGCAAACGACGAAACAAGCGCAAUUGGCCCUGUGGAAAAAGGAGAAGGAAUUAUCGGACGCUAACUUGGAUAAGCGCAUUGCUGUGCGAGAGGCUAAGAGGGCCGAGGAUAAAAGCAAGAUGCUGCAGGAAGAGAAGCAAAAGGUGCAAGAGAAAUUAGACAGCAAAGUGAAAGAGGAAGAAGAGAACUCGAAAAAAUUGUUGAAAGAAUUGGACAUUGCGAAAACAUCACUGAACGAUAUCACUAAAGAAUCGUCCAGAAACAAAAUGCAGGCCGAUUCGGCGCAAAGAGCGUUGACUCAAACUAAUCAUCAGAACGGAGAGCUUCAAUCCGUGAACGCAUCAUUACGCAGGGAGCUGGACGCGAUUCGCAAGCAAACGCGAUCGAAUCAGGAGCGCAUUGACUCUUUGAGUGCCGAGAACAGACGCUUAACGCAAAUAAUUGCUAAACAUAAUGAGGGGAAAACUGAAUUCGAGUCAAAUAUCGCGAAGCUAGAGCAAGAUAUCAAAGCUUACGAGUUGAAUAUGGAGCUGCUGAAGGAAACCUGUACAGUUCUGGAGGAACAACUGACCGACUAUGAGAGAUUAACGAGCGAUCAUGAAACACGCGAGAAUAUGCUGAUUCAGGAUAAAAUGAAAUUGCAGAAGGAACUGGAGGCUGCCGAAACAAAAAUCCGCGAAGCGCGUAUCGCGCAGAACGACGAGAAAACGCGGAGAUUGAUCGCCGAACGUAAUAUCGAGCAACUGGAAUCGGAGACGAGCGAUAUAGAGACUGAAAGGGAUAGCCUUAUCGCGCAAAGGGACCAGUAUAAACAACUCGCUCAAAAGUUCAGCACAAAAGUGGAGGAGUUGAGCACGAAAUGUGGCGAAAUGGAGAGUCAGCUCGUAGAGUUGGAGCGUGCGUUGGAAGCUGCUAAGGAGGACUCGAGGAUGGUGAAGGAGGAGAGCAGUGAAUACCUGACGCGAAUGCACGAAUUGAAGGAGGCGAAUUUCGGGCUUAUGGCCGAUUUCCAGAACAGCAUUGAUGAGAUCCAGAAACUAACAUUGAACAUAGAGGAAUUGAAAACGGAUAUGCAGCGGAUGCAGCAGUUCUACAAGGAGAAGGAGGUGCAGGCCGAGGGUACCCGGCAGCAACAGACUAAACUGAUCGAUUACCUGCAACUGAAGCUAGAGGAGUGCAGCAAGAAGAAGAAAACCGUUUGCGACAAGAUACUCGGUAUGAAGCAGAAGGAGAACGUGCCGCCCAUCAGCACAGGCAUGCCCGUCGGAUAUCGCGAGCUGGAAAAUCAACUUGAAAAGGAACGGGCGAAGGUAAAGGCACUGAUGGAACAGAUGUUAAUCCAGAAGGCUAAGACUAUGUCCGCGCCCGCGUCCCCCACGUCGCCGGAUGAUAAAAGAGCGAGAACCGUCACGGACAUCAGCAGCUCGUUAAGUAGACAACUAUCCCCACAAAGACUCGGGCAUAACAUCCGGCAUAGAUUCGGCGUUGGAUUGCCUAUGCGCGCUGGAAGGUGUGCGGUGUGUCCGAAUACUAUUCAGUUUGGCAGACACGCCGCAACGUGUAACGACUGCCAAAUUAUGACGCAUUUGGACUGUGCAGUAUCCGCGCCUGAACCUUGCGGUUCAUUCUCCAAAUAUUACAAGAGUCACAGGGACAGCGACGAAAGCAUAUCGUCGAUUGGAGAUAGCGUUCAGACACUGGCGAUAGAUCAGCCGGAUACGGAUUUACAGAAUGUUCGGUCUAAAGAGAGUGAAGUAUCCGCAGAGGGAUGGGUGAAGAUUCCUGGUAGAUCAAAGUCUUGUUGGGAGAGAAAAUAUUUGAGGCUGGAAGGAUCAUGCUUGUGCGUCUACGACCAUCAGCCGGCCGCAGGAAUGGCACCGAUCUCGCGUUUGAAUUUGGCGGAGAACAACGGAUUCAACGUUUCUGAGACGGUGCAGCAUCCCGACGUGCUAGGAACGGCAAACUCUGACGUACCGUUCAUCCUUAGAGUAGAAUCGAAUUCCGCGACGACUUGCUGGCCUACGUCUAGAUUAGAUAUAAUGGCAUUGAGCCAGACCGACAAGAAGAAUUGGAUGAAAGCUUUGAAAGCUUUCACUAGUCCAAGCUCGUAUAGUGCAAACAAAUACAAGAGAUAUGAAACUAUACUCAGACUGGAGAAACAUCAGUUGGAUUUGAACUGUGUUGUGGAUCUGGGUGUAAAGAAUGUGUUCUUACUCGGUGCGAAGGAGGGCUUGUUCUCAUAUUGCGCCUCCAAGUCGCGAAUGCUCACUACAAUACGCGGUAUCAAACAGAUACACCAACUCUCUUUACAUCCUUACUUGGAUCUGGCUUUGAUGAUAGUUGGAGAAUAUAGAGAAUUGGUGUAUUGCAAUUUGAGGCUACUGAGGAACAACGCGCUAGCCGCGGAGUGUUCUAGACCAGCGAUCAGUACGAAGAGCGUGUUGUCCGACUCUGAUAGUUGUCAUCUUUAUCAGUUGCAAGGCGAAAUAUUGUGCGCCGCGACUGCAUCUCAUGUGAUAUUACUAAAAUGGAAAAUUGGAGAAGACAGCGGAGAAUUUAUCAAGCUCCGCGAGCUCGAGACGGAAGAGCCUUGCAGUUGUGCCAUAUUUACUUCAAAUUCCCUCAUUGUAGGGUGUCAUAGAUUCUUCCAGAUCGAUCUGCAGACUUACAGCGUAAGUGAUUUCCCAGAGGAAGAUAAUUGCUCAGUUAAGGCGGCGUUAUCGGAUGCGGCUAAGCUUGGUAUCUUCCCCGUUUGUAUCUUGAAUAUCUCCAAUAUACGCGGAAUAGCGGAGCUUUUGUUGUGCUAUAACGAGUUCGGUGUGUUUGUGGACGAAAAUGGUAGAAGGACCCGCGCAGUUGAUCCAGUAUGGAAUCAUUUGCCGUUUGCUUUUGCAUUUUGCAAGCCGUACUUAUUUAUUAUACAUUUUACGUCUGUGGAGAUCAUAAAACUCGAUUCCGAAGCGUACAAUUCGCCAGAUAGGAAUCCUCAACGUACACUGAUCGAAUUAUCCAGUCCACGUUAUCUAGGCACAGCUUCGAAAGGAAUUUACGUGUCUGCUGUAAAUUGUUAUCUUGAGUUACUGAAUAUUGAGGGUUCUACCAUUAUGCCAUUGAACAGCAGUUUGACGAGUCUGGACACGUUAAAUCAAGAGGAUGAGAGUAGUUCAGAAUUCAGUUUCACAUCAAGCUUAAUGGAGACUUUAGACGGACAGGGGAAGAAAGUACACUUCGCUGGAGUACAGAAAUAUUGAAGUGGAUUUUGUAUACGAUUUUGUUACGUAUGACGUUUAAUUUAAUUUAAUUUAAUUUUCGUAUCACUUUUUUGUACCUAUCCGAAAUGAUAAAUUUAACAAAAUAAUAUUUAGCAUUGCAAUUAUAUAUAAUAAUGACAGCAAGAAUAUACAAUUCUGUUCUGUCCGAUAAGCGAAUAUAUUAGAAUCGUAUUUAAGUUAUAAGUAGUUCUGUAUUACAUAUCUUUACAUUCUACCUUGUGUGUGACAAUCUUGCCAUUAAUCCUCUGGGAGUUCUUUUCGGAUAUGUAUAAAUUAGACGCAUUAAUUAAUUGAUUCUUUGAUUCAUAAAUAAACUUAUAUUUACAUGAUACCAAUCAUUAAAUGUACUUAUUCAUUUAUUUAUUUGUAAAUGCGUUCAAAGAACGUCACUUCAGUUACAUAAAAACAUGUAACUCGAUGAGACAAUAAAAUAAGAAGAAAAAUAUUCGAUAAUAUGUUGAUAUUUUGUUGAUAUUUUGAUGAAUUUAAUUCAGCCUAAACGUUCAGAGGAUUAAAAUCACAUGAUACAUGAUCGCAUGACUACAAUUAGUAUUAAAAAACCAAAUUUCGAAAAUGUUUAUAAUAACAGGAAGAGCUUUAUUUUUUGUAUAUUUUAAUAAUUUUAAUUUCUGGAAAGUACAACUACGAAAGUAAAGGUAAUUUUUAUCUAUAAGUAAGAUUAAGUGUACUUAUAUAUCAUAUAAAUACUAUAUUUAAUAUAUAUUAUUAUAUUUAAGUGACUUUUAAUAGCAUGAAUGAUAUAACGAUUACGUUAUAAUAUAUUCUUUAUACA
Molecule: messenger RNA, 12276 nt
Organism: Ooceraea biroi (clonal raider ant)
Lineage: Eukaryota; Metazoa; Arthropoda; Insecta; Hymenoptera; Formicidae
Biological process (GO): cell migration; regulation of hippo signaling; negative regulation of organ growth
Cellular component (GO): cytoplasm
Molecular function (GO): kinase binding; molecular adaptor activity
Source: RefSeq, a predicted model, not a curated record